This is a messenger RNA of Pimephales promelas (fathead minnow), 2847 nucleotides long. It is a transcript of the gene myd88, whose product is annotated as MYD88 innate immune signal transduction adaptor. Gene Ontology annotation, cellular component: plasma membrane. Lineage: Eukaryota; Metazoa; Chordata; Actinopteri; Cypriniformes; Leuciscidae. Gene Ontology annotation, molecular function: TIR domain binding; Toll-like receptor binding. Gene Ontology annotation, biological process: MyD88-dependent toll-like receptor signaling pathway; positive regulation of canonical NF-kappaB signal transduction; innate immune response. The record is from RefSeq and is a predicted model, not a curated record.
UUUUCUAGUUUUGCGAACAUUUCCUGAAUCUUCUCUUGGAUUAAACAACAUGUGUUGUUGUUCAGUGUUCUGUACUGCGUAGCAUAUAUUCGCACAUUUUUAUUUCCUUCAGUUUAUCGGUAUCUUCAGUAAAUGACACCUGGAGAUAUUUAGCUUUUUAAAGAGGAUAUAACAAUCUCAGUGGAUAACAGUGAGAAGUUGCCCGUAAAUAUGGCAUCAAAGUUAAGUAUAAACCAUGAGGAGAUUCCAGUAACAGCUUUAAACUGCAAUUUCCGAAAGAAACUGGGACUGUAUUUGAAUCCUCAAAACACGGUGGCAGCAGACUGGAGGACAGUCGCCGAAAUGAUGGACUAUACCUACCUGGAGAUCAAAAAUUUCGAGAAAAGAGAUUAUCCCUUUGAAAAGGUUUUAACGGAGUGGGAAACUCGUCCAGAGGCCACUGUAGCAAAUUUACUGUCGAUUUUAGAAAAAGCGGAAAGGAAAGAUGUUAUAUCAGACCUCAAAGAGAUUAUAGAUGAUGACUGCAGGAAGUAUUUGGAAAGACAACUGAGGAAGCCCGUCCAGGUUCCAGUGGUGGACAGCUGCGGGCCCCGCACAAAGGAGCGAGAAGGAAUCACGCUGUAUGAUGAUCCACAAGGACUAACACCAGAGACCUUUGAUGCCUUCAUCUGCUAUUGUCAGAAUGACUUCCAGUUUGUCCAUGAGAUGAUCAAACAGUUGGAACAGACUGAAUACAACCUGAAGCUGUGUGUAUUUGACCGAGACGUCCUUCCUGGCACGUGUGUGUGGACCAUCGCCAGUGAGCUCAUAGAGAAAAGGUGUAAGAGGAUGGUGGUGGUAAUUUCCGAUGACUAUCUGGACAGUGAUGCCUGUGACUUUCAGACUAAGUUUGCACUCAGCCUUUGCCCAGGAGCUCGCUCUAAACGCCUAAUCCCUGUUGUCUACAAAACAAUGAAGAAGCCUUUUCCAAGCAUUCUCCGUUUUCUGACUAUCUGUGAUUACACCAGACCCUGCACACAGGCUUGGUUCUGGACCCGACUGGGCAAGGCGCUCUCACUCCCCUGAACUCUUCUGUUGAGGUUUACUAUAUGGGCAUCACUUGGUAAAGCACACUAUUCUCUAUGGAGGAUGAAGGGAUGAAAAUACCUUCUGUGAUUUUUGCUCGCUUGGAGAGUUUCUUGGACUCAGUAGUGAGUCCAGCUUAUGAACAUUUUAAGAAAGGUACUUUUUAUGGUAUUUACAUCUGCCCUUAUCAAAAGGUUUCUCGGCUUUCCAAAGCAAAUCCCAAAAGUUUUUUUUUUUCUUGUCUUUUUUGUAAUGUGCAGAAGGUUUUCUUUUGUUGUUUUUUUUGUUUUGUUUUUUGUUCAUGUUAAGUAUUUUUGCAUGUGAAAUCUGAAUGUGCAUAAUCAUCCAGCUGUUAUUUCAAUGUAUUCCCGAUUUGCUAUCACUAAACUUUAAUUAUAGCCUCUUGCAGUGAUGGUACACUCUUAAAAAUAAAGGUUCCGAAAGGGAGUUUUCACAGCGAUGCCAUGGAAGAGCCAUGUUGUUCUUAAAAGAAACAUCUUAGUGUGAAGAACAUUUUAAUAAUCUAAAGAACCUUUUGUGGAAUGGAAAUGUGUUAAAGGUUCUUCAUGGAACCAUCAAAGUCUAUUAAAAACCACUGUAUUUAGUGCUAUGGGCACACAAGAACAUUAACACUUUUUUGCUCUGUUGUUAAUCUAUAUUUCAUACUGGCAGUGUUUUGUGUUAUACAAUAUUCAUGUGAAAUAUAUUUGUGUAUAUUAUGUUUGUUCUGCUAUUUGCCAUGAACAUUAUUACUCGGCAUUUCCCAGACGGUCACAAUCUUUAUCUUGGGUACGCACUCACGGUUGGUUAACCUUGUUUUUACUUCUUGAAUACCUCAAUCUUCCUCUGACGACACAUGUUCAUCUGCACAGAAAAGAUAAUGGCAUUUGUUCUGUUAGAUCAGACUUUAUGACUGUUGAUUCUAUAUAUAUAUAUAUAUAUAUAUAUAUAUAUAUAUAUAUUUUUUUUUUUUUUUUUUUUUUUUUUUUUUGCAGAGAAUUCAUUUCAAAAGUUUUGCUUCCUCUGUUUUAACAAUUUAUGAUACUGGGUUUGUAUUGUUGCCUGUGUCAAUACUUAUAUUCUGUACAGGUCAUUUUUUAUUGAUUUUUAUAUGAAAACAAAACACCUUUUAUCUCCUGUGCUCCCCGUUAAGACAUAAUGACAGCAUUGUGCAUACAGUGUGUGUGUGUGUGUGUGUGUGUGUGUGUGUGUGUGUGUGUGUGUGUGGAUUAUUUGCAUUAAUAGCACAAAGCUUAAUCAUAUUUUAUAUAGUAGGUCAUUUAUGUGUGUACAGAGUCAAGUACGUCUGUAUAGAUCAAGUUGGCCCCAUUUACCACUUCCUGUUAGUGGAAACUCUUUCUACGAAGAAGCGAGAAAUACAUUCUUCUGAAGCUGAUUAGGAAAACCAACAAGCAGCACACCUUUUUGAACCAGGAACUUUUUGAAAUGUGUUGCAUGGGUGUGAGAUGUCUCUCGUUUAUAUAUAUAUAUAUAUAUAUAUAUAUAUAUAUAUACAAUUCAUAGUAGUUUUUUUUUUUUUUGUUUUUUCCAUGUUGUCCCCAGGUGCACUUAAUAACUUAAUAUAAAAUUUAUUAAAAUAUUCUUGGGAAUUUUGUUGUAAUCGAUCUUCAUUUUAAAGGAUUUUCGGUGUUCUCAAUUUUAACUUUAUUUUAGUCUUUUGCAAUAUCCCUUUAACUAAAGUCAGUUGCUUAAUAACAUCAUCCUCCAGGAAGUGACAAUAAUUAAAUUAUAAUAAAGGUUCGAUUGUGAUGUUUUGUUGAA